Molecule: messenger RNA, 1278 nt
Organism: Cyprinus carpio (common carp)
Lineage: Eukaryota; Metazoa; Chordata; Actinopteri; Cypriniformes; Cyprinidae
Product: intraflagellar transport protein 81 homolog
Exons: 11
Coding region: 1-1263 (420 amino acids)
Biological process (GO): intraciliary transport; cilium assembly
Cellular component (GO): cilium; intraciliary transport particle B; centrosome
Molecular function (GO): tubulin binding
Source: RefSeq, a predicted model, not a curated record
AUGAUGGGGGAGCUGAUAUUUUUUGUCGUACAGCUGAACAGAGAGCCUUUUAAGAAAAACUUCAAUCUCAUUACAUUCGACUCUCUGGAGCCAAUGCAGUUACUGCAGACUUUAAAUGAUGCUCUGGCUGAAAUUGAUCCAAAGCAAGCCAUUGAUAUACGUGAGGAAAUGCCUGAGCAGACAGCCAAGAGAAUGUUUACUCUUCUGGGGAUGCUGAAAUACAAACCUCCUGGAGGAAUGUCUGAAGUAAGCAGUUUUCGUCAGGGUUUGGUGAUAGGCAGUAAGCCCGUGGUGCACCCCAUCUUGCACUGGCUGUUACAGAGGAUUCCAGAGCUGAAGAAGAGAGCGUACCUGGCCAGGUUCCUCGUCAAACUAGAGGUUCCUGCUGAGUUUCUCCAAGAUGAUGUCAUUGCUGAGACCUUCCACCAGUAUGAGGAGCUGGUGGGGGGAUUCAAGAACAUCCACAAAGAGUGUGAGCAGCUGAAGAGCUCAGGUUUCUCCACUGCUGAGAUUCGACGGGACAUUGUUGCAAUGGAGGAGGAGAAGGAUCAACUCAUAAAAAGGGUGGAGCGGCUUAAAAAGAGGGUGGAGGCAGUGUCAAACCAUCAACGCAUGCUGGAACUGGCCAGACAGCUAAGAGUGGAAAAAGAAAGAGAAGAAUCUCUUGCUCAUCAGAAACAGGAGCAGAAGAACCAGCUCUUCCAGGCAGAGCAGAGACUGCAGAGAUGUCAGAUCCAGCUUAGAGACUUGCAGCAGGCCGCUGCAGAUGAAAAGCCAGAGAGCCUUAUGAAGAGACUCGAAGAGGACAUUAAGUUCAACUCCUACAUGGUGUCUGAGAAGCUGCCCAGAGAGCUGGAGAACACGAGAAAGGUGGUAAAGUACUUACAGAAGGUGGCGUCUGAGCCUGCUUUGGGCCAAGCAGAACUGAGGGAGCUGGAGGACAAGAUCAGAGAAACCAACACAGAGAUCAACCAUCUGAUUGAGAAGAAGAUGAUGCGUAACGACCCAAUGGAUGAUAAACUCUCUUUGUUCAGACAGCAGGCUGCUAUUAUAGUCCGUAAAAAGGAAACCAAGGUGGAGGAGUUGCAGGAGGCCCGUGAGGAGUUGGCGGCUGUGGAGAGAGAACUGAACAUGAAGAGCAGUCAGGCACAAGAGCGGGGUGGAGCAAAGCUGAUCCGUGGAGAUGAGCAUUUAUUUGUCAGGAAAAGUCUGCCAGAUGCACGUUUUGCACCAUCAGGUGGAAUUUUGCAGAUUUUAUUUUAAAACUAUAGAUCAAAC